Homarus americanus (American lobster) is the source of this 799-nucleotide messenger RNA. RefSeq names its product cuticle protein AM1199-like. The transcript is spliced from 3 exons. Gene Ontology annotation, molecular function: structural constituent of chitin-based larval cuticle. Lineage: Eukaryota; Metazoa; Arthropoda; Malacostraca; Decapoda; Nephropidae. The record is from RefSeq and is a predicted model, not a curated record. The coding region runs from base 57 to 500 and encodes 147 amino acids. Gene Ontology annotation, cellular component: chitin-based extracellular matrix.
ACAGGUACCAGUCACCAGACUUCAGCUCUCCCACACUCACCGAGAAACACUGCAACAUGAAGAAUCUGGUACUGUUUACCUUGUUGGCUGUAGCGGUGGCAGACAAACCGUCUGCCCACUACGGAGCGCCAUCUGGUUCUGGUCCUCUGAUCGCUAUCCUCCGAGACGACCGCGUGGCUCCUGACGCAGCGGGCUCCUACUCCUUUAACGUAGAGACUGAGGACGGCAUUUCCAGGCAGGAGUCUGGCGGUCCCGGCGGCACCCAGCAGGGUUCCGUAAGCUUCACUUUCCCUGACGGACAGGUGUUCGACCUGAAGUUCGUCGCUGACGCCGCUGGUUACCAGCCUCAGUCCUCCUUCCUGCCAGUGGCUCCCGCCUUCCCCCACCCAAUCCCUCAGUUCGUGCUGGACCAGAUCGCCUUCGCAGCUGAAGAGGACGCUGCUCGUGCCCGUGGCGAGUCUAAGGGGCCCUCUGGCCGAUAUGGUGCUCCCUCCAAGUAACAACUCUGCCCUCCAUUUCUGCUGCCAAUGAUUCCUCCUCUGCAUAUCAUUUGUUCAUGGGUUCUUCCCAUAAACAUUCUGAAGCAAUCGUGAGCCUCGCCUCUCCUACCGUGCAAUGUUCACCCAAAAUGACAAGAGUUCCUGAGUGUUCGUCAGUAGUGCCGCUCAUGUGACAACUAUCUUGCCGGGUGUUCACUUGGUGCGAGGAUUUGAGAGUGAGGUUAUCUGAAUGUGUUACUUAAGUCUUAAUUUAUAUUUGUAUGACAGUGUAUGCACGAAAUAAAGCAUAGCAAAGUCCA